This is a messenger RNA of Aspergillus glaucus CBS 516.65, 714 nucleotides long. RefSeq names its product putative G-patch domain protein. The record is from RefSeq and is a predicted model, not a curated record. Gene Ontology annotation, molecular function: nucleic acid binding. The transcript is spliced from 2 exons. Lineage: Eukaryota; Fungi; Ascomycota; Eurotiomycetes; Eurotiales; Aspergillaceae. The annotation marks the transcript as partial.
GAAGAAGACUACUUCCUCCCCGUUGAAGACCAACGAGUUUUCGGCGCUGGAAUCCGCCGCAAGCGCGUACCGUUUGUUCGUUCCUCGGAGCAUGAGCUCAACACCACCAAUGCCACCACUGCAGCACCGAUGACAGGGAGACCAGGACCGAGUAUAGCGGAUAAAUAUCUGUCUAUUGUUAUGCCGAAAAGCAGUCAAAGCACGACCGCCAACAGCACGACGGAACAAAAACCGGCGAUAUGCGAAGUCUGCAACCUCCCUCUAUACCCCAGUUCAACAACCACAACAACCACGACAACCACGACAACCACGACAAUAGAUGGCAACCGUGACAAACCCCACGAAAGCUCCCUCGCGCACCAACUCUGCCUCACCCACUCCCAUCCCCCUUCCCACCUCGACCGCACCCGUCAGGGCCUCCGUUACCUCUCGUCCUACGGCUGGGAUCCCGAUAGUCGAGUUGGACUGGGCGCACCGGGGCGAGAGGGUAUCCGGGAGCCGAUCAAGGGGCGGUUAAAAGCUGAUACGAUGGGAUUGGGUGCUGACGGGCUAAAGAGGAAGGAGAGGGAGAAGAAGAAGGCUGAGAAGAGUAGGCCGGCGAGGGUGGAGAAGUUGAAUGCGAAGGAGGUUCGGAGGGGGAAUUUAGAGGCCAGGAGGAGGGGGGAGAAACUGAAGGAGAUGUUUUAUCAGAGGGAGGAUGUGCAGAAGUAUUUA